Messenger RNA from Camellia sinensis, 760 nucleotides. The record is from RefSeq and is a predicted model, not a curated record. NCBI's taxonomy places the organism in Eukaryota, Viridiplantae, Streptophyta, Magnoliopsida, Ericales, Theaceae.
CAUCAAUGAACAAAGUCGCAAUCCUACUACUGCUUUCUCAUUCAUGCCUUGUUGCUUUAGUCCAUAGUUAUGGAGGAAUUGGAUUUGACCCUCUCGUGAAAAUUUUAGUAAAACAAUCUUCGAAACAGCAGGAAGUCAAUUAUGUUACUGAGAGCACGGCCACAGAGUAUUCACCGGUGUAUGUAGGCCCUCAAGAUGGACUGAAAGCUGCAGACAAGAUUUUAUCUUUGCCGGGGCAGCCUAAUGGAAUUAACUUUGAUCAGUACUCUGGCUAUGUUAGGGUUGAUCCCAACGCUGGCAGAGCACUCUUUUACUAUUUUGCCGAGUCUCAGAACUCUUCUAGCAAGCCUCUUGUGCUGUGGUUAAAUGGAGGACCUGGCUGCUCUUCGUUUGGCAAUGGAGCAAUGAUGGAGCUCGGACCAUUUCGAGUCAACAGCGAUGGAUUAACUCUAUCAGAAAACAAAUAUGCAUGGAACAAUGCGGCGAAUAUACUUUUCCUUGAGUCACCGGCUGGUGUGGGAUUUUCUUACUCAAAUACUACAUCAGAUUAUGACAAAAGUGGAGAUGCUAGAACUGCAGCUGAUUCCUAUACCUUUCUAGUCAACUGGUUGGAAAGGUUUCCAAAGUACAAAACCAGAGACUUCUUCAUAACCGGAGAGAGCUAUGCCGGGCAUUAUGUGCCCCAACUUGCUCAAUUAACACUACUACAAAAAUAGUUAAAGAUCACACUUUGACAAAAAAAAAGAUAUCACUUUUAUUA